Messenger RNA from Mauremys reevesii (Reeves's turtle), 1427 nucleotides. RefSeq lists its product as uncharacterized. Gene Ontology annotation, cellular component: cytoplasm. The transcript is spliced from 9 exons. Lineage: Eukaryota; Metazoa; Chordata; Testudines; Geoemydidae. The record is from RefSeq and is a predicted model, not a curated record. The coding region runs from base 33 to 860 and encodes 275 amino acids.
AUCUCCCUGGUCUGUCAGAGCCAAGCUCCAUCAUGCCCAGCUCCAUGGCCGCAGUUUACAGCCUCAGCAAACUGAAGCCACCGCUUGCCCUGGAGCUAGAAUCUCGCCUCCUGCGGGCUCUUCUGAACAGGAUGUACACCCUGGGCACUGGGCAGGACACCACACACUUCCGGGCUCUGUACAACAACUAUUCUCAGAGCCUGGACAUCCUGCUCAGGGGCCUGCUGACGGAGACCCCCACCAUGGAGAAGCUGCAGCACCUCCUGGAGCACAUCCAUCGCUCUCUCCUGUCAAAUAACACCCAGGAGAGAGCCAGGGCCGUACAGACCAGCGCGGCCCUGCUCGAAUUCGCCACCUCCCUGCCUGGAUUUGACAGCUCCUCCACCUUCUCCAAGGCAGGCGAAUUUGUGCUACAGCUGGGUCUCUGGAUAUCCCACCCAGCCAGUGACAUCAGUCGGCAAGCCAGGGGUGGGAUCUAUUGGCUUUACUGGCUCCUGCUUCAGAAGAGGGGGCUCAACACCAGAGAGGCACCUGACUUGUGGUGCCGGGACGGGCUCCAUGACCCCGAGCGCCUGGGGUAUAGAAACCUGGCCAGGGUGGGAGAGGUCUUCGGAGAAAUAUUCACCGAAGACCAGAAGAGCAGUUUCUUCCAGGCGGGCCUGGUGGCCAUCCACCACCCCCUCCUCCAUGUCAGCCAGGCUGGCCUGGUGCUGACCUAUUCCAUCUUGGGGGAAGCUGGCCGGCUUCUAGACGAUGAGGGGGAGAUUACAGCCAACAUCCUAGUGCAACUAUUUAACAUCAGGGUCUUCUGCCAGGUGCCCGACGCACUGCAGGGGCUGUGCUCCGUGGGGCAGCCUUGAAGACCCCCCCCCUCUUUGCAUGACCAGCUCCCACCCCCUGCCGCAGCCUCGCUCCAGGCCCUCCACCCGCUGGCUCCACAGCAUUGCCGCCUCUUCCUCCUCCUCCUGAUCUUCCCCAACCUCUCCGAUUUCCACUACAUGGCUUCGACCUUUGUGUGAAUAUGGACUUUGGCUUGUACUUCCGACCACCCGGCUUCGACCUCCGGCCUGGACAUGGACACUGGCUCCGGUUCUGCCUGCACAUACUCAACACCCGGCAGCAGUAGACAGGCCCCACCAUUAAUCAAACCCUAAUCCUGCCCCAUGACCCCUUAGUCCCCCCCACCUCUCACCGGUAGUCCCACCCCUUGGGGGUAGUACUUCGUGGUCAAGGCGGCCACAUGACUGGAAGCCAGGUGUGUCAUGUGACCCCUCUAAGAACUCCUCCCACCACCCUCUACCAAUCAGGAUGGGUUUCCUCCCGGAAGGACCACCCCAAGAGGAGAUUUGACCAAUCAGGGCGAGCUCUGGGGUGGGAGGAUGACCCAUCCCGACGUGCGUCUUGUGACCCCUCUAAGAACUCCUCUC